CACCGGCUCGCCGUCGCUCCCUCAUCAUCUUCCGCUGUGGCUACAAGCUCGUUCAUCGCUGGGGGGGAUCAAAACAAAACAAAACAACGAAAAACACACCUCGUAUGUUCAAGUCGUCAAUGAUGUAAUGCAAUCAUCCAGACGCCUGUGAGUCAAACAGCGGUAGUCUCCUUUUGUUGUGGAGGAACACGGCGGAGUGGUGCAUGUAAGCUUGUGCACGAUCACACUUGUGUCUGGAGCAGGAUUUGCAUGGAUCAAAGAACCUUCUAUUUCCUGGAAAUCCCAGCAGACGGACAUCAGCAGCCUCCUCCUCUCCCUCCCUGGCUCCUCCUCUAAGAGCCAGUCUGAGCUCUUGAACCAGAUGAAGCUGAGUGCCUCCCCAGUAGCAGCUCUCACAGAGGACCCCACCUGUAACCUGGACUCCUGUGCACCGUGCUGGGCUCCAGUAGCCCACCCAUGCCUGUGAUCCCCAUCCCACGGCGGGUGCGCAGCUUCCAUGGCCCCCACACCACCUGCAUGCACUCGGCCUGCGGGUCGACGCACACCUCCAAGCUAGUGCGCACCAAGUACAACAACUUUGACCUCUACCUGCGCUCGCGCUGCAUGUACAGCUUCCUCCGCUUCCUCCUCUACUUUGGCUGCAGUCUGCUGACCUCUCUGCUGUGGGUGUCGCUCUCUGCUCUCUUCUUCCUGCAGUACAUCAGCGUGCGAGUCCUCCUGCGGCUGCAGUACAAGCUGUCUGUCAUUCUGCUUCUGUUGGGCCACCGGCGCCUGGACUUUGGCGUGCUUAAUGACCUGAUCAUAUACAGCAUGCAGAUCACCAUGUUCCUGGUGGGGGGACUCGGCUGGUGCUUCAUGGUGUUUGUGGACAUGUAGCUUGCGUGAUACAUGUAGUGUAUGAUGUGGACGCUUCAUACUGUAGCUCCGGCUUGGCGUGGUGUUGCAGAACCACACGCAUCCUUGGCAUCUCCUGUAGGACUGCUCUGUCUCUCAGCUCUCGUCAAAAAUACCCUUUUGACACCAACUCAUAAAAUCUUAUUGGUUCAGUGUCCGAUAUGAUACAAUCCAAUGAGAAUCUGUAUAACGUCUGUGUGAUCUUUAAGCCACCGUGUGUGGCCUCAAGGUCUAAAUGUGCAAUCCUUUAAAAAUGUUAGUCAUGUAUAACGCAGAGAACCACGUGGUUGCAACAUCUCAGAAGUGAUGCAUGAAGUCAGUCUGAACAUGAAGGUCAGGCGUGAGUCACGAAGGGACCAAUGGCAUCAAAGUCUCGUAUAUUUUUACUGUAUUUCAUGUCGUUUGUAAUCUGCAAAUUUCGAGGGGCAUCUUGUCUUGAAACUCAUUUGUUUACAAUGAUGGAAAAGGUGAAUGUUGCGCGGAAAGAGUGAUACAUGACUGAUGUGCAUCAUGACUGUGUGAUGCAAGGCAGUCAUUUGUGCCAAAAUAACCCCAAGUUGGGCUCCAAAGGCAAACCAUGGUACCACGGUUAAGAUUGUUCAGAUCACGUUGUGUGCGAACACAAUGUCUUGUAAAUAUAUAUAUACAGCAGAAAUGAAGAUGAUAUACAACAAGUCAUGGUGGGUUAAGUGACCAAAAUAAGAGAACUUGUCAACAACAGUGUGUAUAAUGUUGUUUUUCUGUGGAAGUAGUGGGGCAGGAGAGGGUGGAAAAAAAGGGAUUGCUUAGCCCCCUGAAGUGACAAACAUCCACAUUUUUUGUAAAGUUAUUUAAUAAAUUUUUGGCUCAUGAAA
This is a messenger RNA of Stegastes partitus (bicolor damselfish), 1748 nucleotides long. RefSeq names its product transmembrane protein 250 (gene tmem250). The transcript has 2 exons. The record is from RefSeq and is a predicted model, not a curated record. Bases 457 to 876 code for a protein of 139 amino acids. NCBI's taxonomy places the organism in Eukaryota, Metazoa, Chordata, Actinopteri, Pomacentridae.